CAAAUGUUCUGUCUCAAAGUAUUUCUGGUACUUGGCUCAAUCAAUGUUGGUUUCUCCAACGGUGAUUCCAUUAUGCCCAAGAGACUUGAUGAUGACAUCCCUACUUCCUCGGACCAAAGUUACAACUAUGAAGAAGGAUCUUGCGAAACCAAUCAGGAUUGUCUAGCCCCACAAGUGUGCCUUUAUGAGGUGUGCACCUUAGAAAAAGUAGAUCUAGUGGAUAUGAACAGCCACAUGUCGUCUCAAACCGAAGAAUAUGGGACUAAUGAAGAUGUCUCUGAGCCAUCUACAAAUCGUUUUGAAGAAGAAAGAGUUGAAAAUGUGGACUCUUUGGACGAACGUGAGGAUCUGGAGGAAUCCCAUUUGGAAACAACAAUCCUUAAGAGCAAUAGUGGAGCUUCGAAAAGGUCCAAAAAUAAGGAGACACACAACGUAGCAGACAAGGGCAACAGAAAUGCCACUGAAGAGAUGGUUUUAGAUAGUAGUUCUUUGAACGAUAAACAAGCCUUUGGAAACCAAGUUAUCAUUAAUGAAGAGGAGAAGAAAGAUGCAGACCUGAUUACAAACGCCAAAUUCACAGAUGAACAAUCCAAGCUUCAGAAUAAUAAAGAGGAUCAAGAAAACCUGCUUGGUUCCUACAAAUUUCCCGACACGUGUCAGCAUCACAAGUUGGGAGAUUGCCGGUUUGUGAUUAAAUGGUCGAAAACAUCCAAUCCUGGAGAGAUCCGGUUCGAAGUUCAGAGCCAAAACAAAAAAUGGACUGCCUUGGGAAUGUCUCAUUCAACUAAAUUGGUUGGCGCAGAUGUGAUCACGGUGACAAGAAAAGGAUCCAUCCAGGAUCGAUUUGUGAAUUCUCAAAGAUCCGUAUCUAAGGAUAAACGAGACAAUUUGAUUCAUCCUCUUGUGACCGUUAAAGAAGGUAUCUUGAUUGGAAAGUUCACGAAAAAGAUGAAAAAUGAGGACCCCGAGCAAGAUAUUGACCUGUCUGACACAGACGGAAUUAUAAUGUUUGUUCCCGGAGGAGAGGUUGGGAGCAAUAAAAGCUAUUCGUUCCUCCCUGAGAAAAUCAACCUGACUCAGUAUGCUCAUAAACAUGAUCAAGAGCCAGUGUUGGACCAGCAAAGCAUUGGGACAGGAACAGACCAACCAGUUAUCAAUGAAAUGAUUAACUUCUCCUAUGAGGAUCCACCCGAUCGAUCACCAGAAAUUCCCAUUGGGAAAGAGGUGCCUCUGACAUCCGCAGACUUGCAUGAGCACAUAAUCACUGAAGAUCCCCAUACCAUUACUAUGGAUAUAGAUGUUAACUACUUGGUUGAACAAAACGAUGACGCCAACAAACAUCUGGUUGCUCCCAAGCCCUUUACUCCGAUCAUUGAACAGCCAAGCAAAGGAGCUUUGUUCAGUCAUGAAGCAUGCCUGAAGGGUAAUAUUGGCAAAAAGUUGAGGAAACUCCAUUCCACCACGGGCUAUUACUAUUGCAACAAGGAAGGUCUCCCUGAAGAAGGCCAGUGUCCAAAUGGGUCCAUUUUCUUCCACAAAAUCCAUUGCUGCGUUCUCAUCACAAAGUUUCCAUGUUUCAAGAACUGUUUGUGAAAAAAUUAGAGGUGACUCUGGAAAGCCA
Messenger RNA from Tigriopus californicus, 1621 nucleotides. RefSeq lists its product as uncharacterized. The coding region runs from base 4 to 1593 and encodes 529 amino acids. Gene Ontology annotation, cellular component: extracellular region. The record is from RefSeq and is a predicted model, not a curated record. Lineage: Eukaryota; Metazoa; Arthropoda; Copepoda; Harpacticoida; Harpacticidae. The transcript has 6 exons. Gene Ontology annotation, molecular function: chitin binding.